This is a messenger RNA of Lymnaea stagnalis (great pond snail), 4851 nucleotides long. The record is from the annotation of a GenBank genome assembly. NCBI's taxonomy places the organism in Eukaryota, Metazoa, Mollusca, Gastropoda, Lymnaeidae.
CAACUGUUUGUUCUAGAAGGAGAUAAAGUUACAUUGCAAUGUACAGUACAAAGCAAUCCAGAACCCGAAGUGGAUAUUAUCACUGGAGAUAUCUCGACAACAUCUCAUGAGUUCUCUCCUAUAGGAAAACAUGUUUGGAAGUCAACUGUAGAAAUAACAAAUUUGAAGUGUGGCGAAUCUAAAAACUUCAAAUGUCUUGCCAAAAACAGUUUUUAUGGAAAAAUAAAAAAAAGUCAAAUAGUGGUCACAGUAAGGUGUAAGUAAAUAUAAAUAAGUAUAUUAAGAGUGGAUUGAUAGCAGUUACAGCAACUUGGCUAUGUUAAAUCUGGAGUGUAAACUAAAAACUCUACUAUAACUUUUAACUAUGUUCUGUAAAUAAAAAUAAUAAAAAUAAUAAAUUACAAAAGAAAAAAAAGUAAUAAUAGUAAAAGAUCCACAAACUAUGUCUUUUUCAUUUCACAAAGGAGUAAAUCAGUUCUAAAUAUUUACUAAUUUUUAUUAAUUUUAUUUUAAAUGAAACAUCUAUUAAAUUAUUUUGAGUAUUUUGUUAAAUAAACAUUACUUUUUAAUACAAAGGUAACUUUUACACUCUUAAAAAGUUAUGAUCCUUUAUUUUGAUACAUUUUGAUGAUUUUAGAAUGUAUGACAAAACUAUAUAAUUUAUAACAUACACAAUUUUUUUUUAAAUGUUAGGUCCUUUACAAUUCCUAAAUUACUCUACUGUUGAGAAAAUUAAAGUGGAAGUUAACACUACCGUAGUUAUCCAGCACGCCAUUGUUGGCUACCCCAGCCCCAAUGACUUUCAGCUUUACACCACGGGAGAUCACAAUAUAUCUGUGGACAAAAGCACUUACAAUGUAGAGUUCAAGAAUGAGAGUGUUUCCUACGGUACCUUGACCCUAACACUACCGAACGUUCAGAACGAGAACUGGACACCGUACAACUUAGUUAUUAAGAACGGUGUCAAAGAUGAUCUAACCUUAAUUUUCAUUUUGUAUGGAGGUAUGAUAUUUUAAAACGCAUAUACUUAAUAAUAUUUACCCUAGUAUGAUUGUGUUCAAUUCAAAAUAAACAUUUAGUGCUCACAUUUAAUCUAUAUUUACACAUAUUAUAUGCAAAUAUAUGUACAUUGAAGUGUUUGUAAAUAUACUAUACAUAUAUAUAUUUGGUUCUCACAUUUAAUAUAUAUUUAAUUCAUCAUUUUUUUUAUCAAAUCUUAAAGGUGUCUGGACUUUUUUUUUACUAUUUAUAUACGUGUAAUUCUAAUUCAGAAAUAAUGAAAAAAAAAUGUUCCUUUUCAAGCCCAAAAUGAAAACAGUGAUGCAAUGCUUGCCCAGAGCAUUGGAGGAGGUAUUGGCGCCUUUUGUGUUGUCGUGCUUAGCGCAUUUUGUGAGUAUCUAUAAUACAGCUCUUUACAUUUCAUUAUUAAAAUACAAUUCAAGAAGUGCAGUAUUUUUUAAAUAAUAACUUUCAAUAUUGCUAAAAAAAAAUACUCGCUCUAAGAAAUAUUUGAAAUCUUCUUAUUUGUAAAAAAAAAUUUUUUUUAAACAUUUAACCAUCUUCAUCACAGACACCGAAAACCUCGAUUAAGACAAAUUCUUUCCCGCAAAUUUAGAUCGAAAGAUGUAAACAUUAAUUUUGACCCACAAUCUGUCAGAAUUUUUAAUGGGGCUCAAACUGCUUACAUAAAACUUAAAUAUUGACUCUGAAACUCAACUUCAAAAAUGAAGUGAAGUUUUAUGGACGCCUAAACUGAGAAGUGAGAAAUUCUUUUGAUUUCUUGUUUGCAAAUUGUUAAAGUUUAAAAAAAAAAAAACAUUUCUUGGUAAAAAUGCGUUCUAAAAACGAAUAAAACAAUGCAAUAAACUUAAGUUCAACUUAUUUAGAACAAUAACACAAAUCUUACUUUUAACUGUAAGUCUCAAAAAUAAAGUAGAUACAAUUUUAAAUUAUGUAAAGACUGCUUAUGAUGAACUAUAAAAACCAUUAACAUUAGAGUGCAGUUUUUUAAAGAAUGCAAAUUCAAAUACAUGGGAUAUAUAUUAAAUGAAAAGAACGGUUUACUAAAGAAAGAAUAUCGGCCGGAAAGAUGGCUUACUGCAGUAGUCAGAAGAUACUCAUAGACUAACGACGAAUUAAUGUAUUUAUUAAUCUGUAAUCAGAUCAGUUGUGGUAUACGAAAAUGAAACUUGAACCCUAACAAAAUUGGCAUGGCAUAAAAGCUAUUUAACACAUGGGAGUAGUAGAGCAUCUCACUAUUUGAAGGCGGUCCAUCGAGGGGCAUCACGCGUGUCCAGAAAGGCUACAGGAAUUCUUCUAUCGUUUGCAGCAUGCUGGAAGCACUAGGCUAGACACAAUUGAAGGAAAGACGACGACUAUCUAGGCUCUCCAUGAUGUACCACAUAAAUAAUGGGUGGUCCUCUGCUCUUUCAUUAAGCAGAAAAUCCUCCCUCUCCUCGAUAGACAGCGAAGAGGCCAUGAAAGGCAACUCAUACCAGCAAGAAGCCAGUACAAGAACUGCUCAUUCCUGCCAAAGACAAUGAGGCACUGGGACAAACUUCAAAAAGGACAUUUGAGGCGAAAAAAUGUGCAUCUAAUGGCAUAUAAACAUUUCAAAUCCCCUCUGCACGCUUUAGUGCAGAAAUGAUCAAUAAACUCAUCGCAUGCCCUUAAUAUAUAGAAGAAGAAGAAGGGUCCUACACUGAUAGCAGAAAUAAGAAAGGUGAGGUUUAACUAGGCCAGACACUUAGAAAGAUUCGCAAAUAACAGAGGAGUGAAAGGGUUUCAAAACCAAAAGCCAAGAGAAAAAACGGCUCAAAGGCGGACCUAGCCUAAGAUGUUUGGAUGGUGUGGAGAACAAUAUAUAUGAGCUGGUAAUCAAAUCAUGGAACACAUAAGCAUUGAGAAGGUCUGUGUGGAAUGACGGUAUGAGUCAUUUUAAAGAGUUACAUGUAGCGCGAUAGAGAUGAAUUAUGAUAAUUGUUUGGAGAUUUAUACAUCAUUCCAUUCUUUUCCAUUUUGUUUGGCUCCAUUGAAAUAUCCUAAUAUAAUUCAAUCAGUUUUUGUGAAAUGUAAUGUUUUCUUUUCUUAUACAAACUCAUUUACGUAUUUAUGUAAAUUGAUUUGUUUUAGACAUUUACAAGAAGUACAAGAACAAAAAGUAAGUAAAAUUUGUUUCACAAUGUAUCAAUCAUUUUAUUGUGACUAUAUUUUCUUUUAAAAGCACAUUGAUCGGUCCAUCCACCCAUCCACACUUCUUGUUCUAUUGCAUUAUCAUAUUGAUUUUUUUUUCUUUUCUUUUUUGCUCUCCUAUUUUUUAGGUCAAUCGAUAAGAAAGGUAGAAUAUUUCAAUUUUUAAAUUCUAGAGACGCUUGAUUUCAAACACUUAUAAACAAUUCUCUGCACACAAAUCACGCAAAUAAUUAUAAUUAUUCCAUUAUUUCUAAAUAUGAUAAAUUUCAUAUAUAUAUAUAUCUAAUUCAUAAUUUAUGUAUGAUAUUUUUCAAAAACUAUUAUUAUUUGUGAAUGCAUUUCUAUCAAGAAACUAGUGAGUACCCAGCAUAAAUUGCAAUGCCCACUCAAGGAGAGAAAGUAUUAGUUUUUUUAAUUAUGUUUUUAUAAGUAUUUUGUGUAUUGAAUUUUUUACUUUUGUUGUGCUUACACGAACAAAUAAGAAUUUUAAUAAAGCACGAGCAAGCCCAUACAGCUGUCUAAAUAAGAAGCAUCGAUUUUCAAACAUUUAAUCCACACACUUGCAGCGAUUCAUCCGCCCAUGCAAUAUUUUGAAAUCCCCCCCCCCCCCCCCGUCUUAUGUCCUUGCAGUUUGCACAAGUUUUCCAUAGUGAAUUACGGACUGCCUUACAUUUAGAGUUAUACAGGCGUGUCUUGAAGAAUUUUUUUUUUUUAAAGUAUUUGGAAACCACGGCCUUAAACGGAAUGUCGUAAAAUGAUUGAAAUAAUGCCGAAUUUUAAAAAAAAAAUAAAAAAACUUAUGUCACAGACAAACUGAAAUGUCGCUGUUCAUAUUUGAUAUAAUUAAAGUCCCACAAUGCAGUGGCACUAUUUGAAAUUAUGAUUAUAGAGGCAUGACCGAACAUAGACUUAAUAAGGCCCUAACCCAUUUGAUAUAUGGCACCCUUAUAUAUAGUCCAGAUAUUGUAUGUCAGUGCCAAAUAAGAGAUUCGGAUACCUAGAGGGUUUAACUGAAACACAAAUAAGAAGUAUAUAGAUAGUAUAUAGAUAGUGUAAUAAUAAAUCUUUCACUUAAGAGUAUGUUUAUCCAUAACAAACUUAAAAAUACAAACUCUGGUAAAAAGAAACAAAAGUGCGUUUAAAAGGCAAAAUUUGCAAAGGCUUGUUUAUGUAAUAUAUGAUCAUAAAUUAUAAUUAAUAUAAUAUAGCUUUCUUUGUAAUUUUUUUUCUCUAGAUAACCAACCUCCCUCCUAUGAAGAGAGUCAAAGUAAACUCAAAGGGAAUCAGAACCCAGAGUCAAAUGUCUAAUACGAUGAGAAAUUCAGGGCUAAAAGGAAACACCAUGCCACGGAAACAAUAACAUACUUUUAGAUUUAUCAAAUAUACAAAUGUCCGUGUGUUUGUGUGUGAACUUAUUCUAUUCGGUUUUCAAGGAGUAAAAUGCGAUUAAAAAAACAACGGAAAAAAAUUGCCCCGUCUUUGCAAGCCUAUACAAUAUGAUGAAAAUCAAAUAUAACACCACGUUCAACAAGACUGUGUUGAUGAAUUUAAACAAUUAGAACUUUUAUUAAUAAUGGCUAAAAAAAUAUAGAAUAAAAUGCUUGCAUAUCAUCUAUUAUAUUUUAUACUUAAAAGUUCAACACAGGUACCUGACAAGCC